AUGGCCUUUGACCGCUACAUUGCCAUUUGCAACCCUCUACGCUACUCCUCCAUCCUAACCAAUGACAAAAUCAUGAAAAUCGGGGUGGCAAUUUUGUGUAGAAGUUUUUCAUUCAUUUCUCCUGCCAUCAUCCGCCUGAAGUUCUUAAAUUACUGCCGUCCUCACAUCCUCUCUCACUCUUUCUGCCUGCACCAAGACUUACUUCGAUUGGCCUGUUCAGACAUCCGCUUCAACAGCAUCUAUGCUCUGGUUCUGGUGAUCAUGAACUUGCUGCUGGAUGCUGUGCUCAUCAUAAUCUCCUACAUUAUGAUCUUGCACACUGUCUUAGCCAUCGCAUCCCGGGAGGAGAGAAUGAAGUCCUUACAGACUUGUGUGUCUCACAUCUGUGCUGUUUUGGUUUUCUACAUCCCAAUCAUUGGUCUGACCAUGGUUCAUCGCUUUGGCAAACACCUCUCUCCUCUGGUUCAUGUCCUCAUGGGCAACAUCUAUAUCCUUUUCCCACCCUUGAUGAACUCCAUUAUCUACAGUAUCAAGACCCACCAGAUAUGAAGGAGAGUGCAGAGGUUGUUCUCCUUGAAAGCCAUCUAA
Marmota flaviventris (yellow-bellied marmot) is the source of this 588-nucleotide messenger RNA. Its product is annotated as olfactory receptor 51V1-like. Gene Ontology annotation, molecular function: olfactory receptor activity; G protein-coupled receptor activity. Gene Ontology annotation, cellular component: plasma membrane. Gene Ontology annotation, biological process: G protein-coupled receptor signaling pathway. Lineage: Eukaryota; Metazoa; Chordata; Mammalia; Rodentia; Sciuridae. The record is from RefSeq and is a predicted model, not a curated record.